Molecule: messenger RNA, 1266 nt
Organism: Saprolegnia parasitica CBS 223.65
Lineage: Eukaryota; Oomycota; Saprolegniomycetes; Saprolegniales; Saprolegniaceae
Exons: 11
Coding region: 1-1266 (421 amino acids)
Molecular function (GO): histone deacetylase activity
Source: RefSeq, a predicted model, not a curated record
AUGGGCAAACCCCGCGUCUCGUACUUCUACCACCCGGAGGAAGGCAACUUUUACUAUGGCCCGGGCCACCCCAUGAAGCCCCACCGGCUCAAGCUCGCCCACCACCUCGUGCUCAACUACGAUCUCUUCCGCAAGAUGGAAGUGUUUCAACCGCACUGGGCAUCACCGGAAGAAAUCAAGGCCUUCCACGCCGCCGACUAUGUCGAUUUUCUGCAGAAAGUGAGCCCGUCGACUGAAAAGUCGAUGCAGACCCAAGUCGACAAAUACAACAUGGGCGAGUUCUCCGACUGCCCGGUCUUUGAUGGCGUCUUCAACUUUAGUCAAAUCUCGGCCGGCGGCUCGUUGGACGCGGCGUACCGCCUCAACCAAGGACUGAGCGACAUUUGCAUCAACUGGGCCGGUGGGCUGCACCAUGCCAAGAAGGCCGAAGCGUCCGGCUUUUGCUACGUCAACGACAUCGUACUCGGUAUCCUCGAGCUCCUCAAGUACCACGCCCGCGUGCUCUACAUUGACAUUGACGUCCAUCACGGCGACGGCGUCGAAGAAGCGUUUUACGUCACAGACCGCGUCAUGACGGCGUCGUUCCACAAGUAUGGCGACUUCUUCCCUGGCACUGGCCACGUCAAGGAUGUCGGCGCCAAAGACGGCAAGUACCACGCUGUCAACGUCACGCUCAAGAGCGGCAUCGACGACGAGACGUACAUGUCCAUCUUCAAGCCCGUGAUCGAGAAGAUCAUGGAGACCUUCCGACCGGGUGCGGUCGUGCUGCAGUGCGGCGCCGACUCGCUGACCGGCGACCGACUGGGCAGCUUCAACCUGACGGUCAAGGGUCACGGCGAGUGCGUCCGGUUCGUCAAGAGCUUUGGGUUGCCCAUGAUGGUCGUGGGUGGCGGCGGCUACACCGUGCGCAACGUCAGCCGAGCGUGGGCGUACGAGACCUCGGUUGUCCUCGAAGAGCAAUACUACGCGCCGUCGUUCAAGCUCCAUUUGGACCCGAACCCGGAGCUUGAAAACUGCAAUCGCCGCACGUAUCUCGAAGACAUCAAGAUCAAGGUGUUUGAGCACCUGCGCAUGCUCAAGGGCGCGCCGAGCGUACAAAUGCAAGCGGUACCACCCGACUACAUGGCCCGCGAAGCCGACGAGGACGCGACGGACCCCGAGACGCGCGCCGACCACGACCCGACGCGGCGCGCCCACAGCGCCGAGUUCUACGCCAACGACAAGGACACGCAUGGCGCCGACGACGUCGACAUGGUUGUCGACUAG